GCUACCAUCAACAAACACCAAGUACUUACAUGUACUUGGUGUAUUUAGCGUAACUACUUUUAGGUAUUUGUUUGACAAUAUUUAACAAAAAGGUUUAUUUUUAGAUAAUUUGUUAUAUUCACACAAAUAUUUUUACUUAAAACAGUAUGUCAUAGUGUCUGCGUGCCUAUACUGAUACACGUUUCGACGGGCUUAAGGCUACGAGUACAGUACUUUAUUGAUAGGUUAUUCGGCAUUAAUAUUAACAGUAAUAUACAUCUUAAACUUUCCUCGUUAUUUAUGAACGGAUGUACAUUAUGCUAAAAUAUACUAAUGACAGUUACAUUUUUAUUCUUAUUUUCAUAUUCGUUUGCCUAGCAGCUUAUAUGUAUUUUCAAAGAUGGAGAAGCUUCAAGAACUAACAUUGUUGAAUAUUAUUAGAGUAUAACAUUAUAAGCGUAUAUUUUAAAUGAAGGGUUUUACAAAUGUAAUUAUAAAAAUGUUUUUUCUAAUGUUGUAACUGGUGCAUGUAUGUACAGUGAGGUAGCGAAUUGUUUUACCUUCGGAGUCACCCCCUCCCUUCGCCUGUAUUUGCCGCCUGGUGUGCAACAAUAAAAUCUCAAGUGAAAGUUUACUACAAACUACACGUUCAAUCUGUUUCAUCAGAUGGGAAUUCAGAAAUAGGAGGAAAUAGGUUUAAUAAAAAAAAUUCGAAUUUAGUGCCGUGUAAUACAAUUUCAAACCGCCUUUACAGAUUAGUCAGAAAAGUCGAACGACUUGUAUGAUUUUUAACCGACGUAGCUCGCACCAGUCACGUGGGCGAGCGCAGUAAAGCGCGCAACCAACAGAAGCUGGCGCCCUGGCGGCGGUCUUUGAGGCGGCCAUAUUUUCUCUCGUGGUUCUCGGGUCGUGAAGGUGGUGCGGUGACAAUUUGGGAUGCAACUAUCUAAAUCAGCGUACGCGUGUAAUAACUAACAAGUGACUGGUGUGUUAUCAUGGCCAAGGGAAGCAAAAGCCUCACCGGGAAGCGGGCCCAUGGCUCCAAGCCUUACGACGCGAACAACGUGAGUAGUCUCGCCUUGGAUAAGGCCUUCCGCGGCAGAACCAAACCUGCGAGCCUCCCAACGGUUUUCCGCGUCUUUCCCGAAAUAGAAUCUUCUAAGAGUUACUCCCGUCGAGAAUAUCAUCGAAAUGUACUGUAUAUUUCAAGUCUUUUAACUGAAUGGGUUACCGCGAGACCCUUUCGAUACCACAAUCAUUCUUUUGUAAAAAAAGUGGCAACAAAGGUAACAGAUUUAAUCCCACAAAAAUCCUGGAUAAGCAAGUGGUUUAAUAGUUCUCAAGAUAAUGGAGAUAUCUUGAAUGACAUGGAGAAUCCAGAAGAGUCAGAACUUGAAGAGGAGGAGAUGCAACAGCCGCCACCAUUGAAACGUGCUUGCAUAAGGAUGGAUGUGACCCAUCCACCAGGCACAUUUGCCAUUCGACCUAGAAACAGAAAUUCACUGGACAAAGCCAAUUCUGGAAAAGAAUCAUUUCCUAAUCACAAUGACACAAUGGAGGAUUUUCGUGAACCUUCUGCUGCAGGACCCAGUGGUGUUCGUCGUUUGGUAUCCUCAACACCUGCACUCAACAUGGACAUCAGAACAGCUGCCACGCAGAGAUCAGAGUUGAAUUCACUAGCUUCGUUAGCAAUGCCACAAAAUAAUGGGGCGACUAAUGGCACAGACGAUAACUCGGAAUCGAGUGAAAGCACUAGUGGCUGUAGCUCUCUCAUUCCACAAACUAAUAGACAAGAAGGUCCAUCAAAUACCUCGUAUAAUGCACCCUAUGUAAACAGGAAAAAGUUUAUGGACGAUAAAGUAAAUUUCACAAAUCAUCUACAGUCGCCACGGUCCCUUUUCUUAGAGAGCACCUCCAGAGAUAGCUUGAGUAGUCGUAGACCAAGUUUCAAUGCUUCGAUGAUGAACAGUACGCUGGACCGUGCCUCAUCUCUGUCAUCUCCAUUCUACAAUGGCAAUACCACCUUUGGCGGAGCAAAUGCAGCUGGACUUUAUAGAAGAAAUCGUUCAUUUUUCAACAACUCAAACGAACCUCAAAUAAAAGUUCCAAGAAGAACAAGCGUGCAAGUGAAACCCUCGAAUGCGGCAGGUACUGAUUCAUCAGGCAUGAGUCAAACCGCAAAGAGGAUAUUAGAAGCACUGGAACAUUUUUCCUCGCCGAUACUGGACGCGAAGAAGAUACCACUGAAGAAUACAAACAAUAUUAACACAGUUGCAACGGGGAAAAAGAGACUUCGAGAAGAUGAUAAUCCAGGAACACCUCGAGUGGGCCUACGACACCUGACUAGAGAGCUAACCGUUCCUACUGUACCGGAUUUACUGAAGUUGAGAAGGCGUCGAAAGUUGCAGGAUACUACAGUUGCAGCUAGGGACAUCGUCUCUGCUCGUAAUGGACCACCAGCACAGCCAGCAUCUCAAGAGUACCAGUUACGGUCUGAAAACGAUGAAAAGUCAAAGUUUCAUAGUAAGGUUAAAUCUAAAUCGAAAACGAGUCUGGAGAAGGAGGAAACGGUGGCAGCAGUCAAUCUGCCAAGUAUAGCUCUGCCAAUUUCCUCACUUCCGAAUUUCGAUAUUACACUACCUCAGUAUCCGAGCGCAGCCAAGAAGAAUGCCGUUAAAGAGGAAACUUUUAAGUUUGCCAGUCCUAUAAAGCUUACGGAAACUUCAAACAAUCUUAAGUCCAUCAGUAACUUUACGUUCAGUAAACCACUCAAUGCGGACGAGAAGGAAAUGCUGAACGACUCAUCGAAUUCCCCUUCUAAGAACGUCAGUCUUGAGUCAAAUGCAUCCACUGUUAGUUGUACAUCGAGUGGAACGAUGUCAAAUUUCAUGUGGACCGGUUCAUCUACUGCGCCUAGGCCAAAAGAAAAAUCGAAGAACAAAGUGAUAAACUCUUUCGAGACCAAAGUCGCCAACGAAUUGAAAGCAGGAAGUGUCAUGGAUAUUCUUGGCAAAAAGACUGAGAUGGAAACUGACUCGAAAUCUAGUCCUGGAAGAUCUCAUCUAGAGAAACAAACAGGAUCCUUGGAACCGAGCACAGAUUUUUCAAAAUCAAAGUCACACUCUUUGAAUUCUGAAAAGUCGAACCUCGAAGUCCAUAAAAUUUCUCAGAAGCCCACAGUUAAGCCUAACAAUAAUGAUUUUGGUUUGCAAUUUAAAAUGUCCAAUAACUUGUGGGAAUGUGAUGCUUGUCUAGUUAGAAACAAACAAACAGACGUUAAGUGUGUUUCUUGUAACACUCCAAAACCAGGGGAAAAUAUUGAAAGAGUGGAUUCAACAACAAAGCCCAACACGAUUCCAUCAAGUAAAUCGGAUCUGAUGGAGAAAUUUAAGCCUGCUGAAGGUUCCUGGGAGUGUCCUGGUUGUAUGUUAAGGAAUACUGGUAAAGUCACGACUUGUCCUUGCUGCAACACAGGAAAGCCCGGUUCCUUGGGUGCGAGUCCUAAGGGAACAAACUUUACUGCCUCAAACUUCAUGAACAAUCAGACCUCUUUUAAAACUUUACCCUCUGGUCUGAAUGUCCCUCCAUCGAAUACUUCUAAUGCAAUGGACAAAUGUAAACCUGCAAAAGGUACUUGGGAGUGUCCAUCUUGUAUGGUAAGGAACAAUGACGCCGAUACAUCCUGUCCCUGCUGCAACACUUCGAAGCCUGUUGCUGCUAAAAAUGGAACUAAGAAAUCGGAGAAGUCGACAUCCUCCGGAUUUGGCGACAACUUCAAGAAACCUGAAGGUUCGUGGACUUGCGACGCCUGCAUGGUUCCAAACAAGGGAGAUAUUACAGAAUGCGUUUGUUGUGGAACUGUGAAACCUGGAGCAUCCAAACCUGAUAAAGUGAGCACGACAUCGAGCACCGGCUCGACUAUUCAAUUCAACUUCGGAAUACCUGCCAAUGUCGGAAGCUUCAAAUUUGGUAUUGACAAGGCCGAGGAUGUACCCAAACCUGAAAAUUCUACAUCUACUGAAACAUUCGUUUUCUGCUCUAAGCCACAAACUACUGAAAGUGGUCAGUUUUCAUUUGGCAUACCCAAAGAUGCAGAGCAAGCUACACCAGAGACAUCAAAACCAGCAGCCACAUCUUUCUGGGCCCCGAAGACUACUGAAGUUACAACCGGCUUUCAGUUCAAUGUUACAAAACAACCAGCUAAGCCCCAGCCUGAUCCAGUAAAAGAGGAGAACAAAGUAACACCAUUGUUCACAUUCGGGGUACCGAAAACGGAGGGAGCCGCAGUUCCUGCACAAACACCGUUUACAUUCGGUACACCAAGUGUCACGGCUAGCACAGUUUCACAAUUUACUUUUGGAACUACCAAGACGGACAUAACUAAAACUGAAGCUGCCCAGGAAGUACCAAAAGUUACUUUUGGUACCCCUGCAGCAGAGACUCCCAAAACUAGUGCACCGAGUUCGGAAUCAGCACCAAGCUCCAUAGCGAGUGGUAACGCGUCUCUUCCUACAGCAUCAGCAGCUCUGAACAAAGUAACAGAAACUAAGGCAGUUCCUGUAUUUUCAUUCGGUGCACCAAGCACGUUAGCUGCAGCAAUUAAUGUCCCAACGAACGUGACCACAACAGCUGCAAGUCUUCCAAGUCUAGGCCAAAGUCCGUUUACGUUUGACGACAAGAAAGUAACGUCGUUGCCGCAGGCUACCUCAAUUCCAAGUUUCGGGCAGACUUCAGUAACGGCACCAGUACCAGCAUCGUCUUCCACAUUUGUCUUUGGCGGAAAUAAGGCUUCCGAGGAAAGUGGAGCACCAUCAAAAAAGGAAGCUGCUAUAUCCUUCGGAAACGCCACCACAACUCCAGCUUUCAAUGUACCCAGUAACAAUUCUCUUUUCGGUGCUAACGAAGCCAAACCUAUAGUUCUUGCUCCAGCUUUCGGAGCACCAGAGAGCAAACCUUCUUUGUUCGGUAUGUUAGAUAACAAGGUACCUGCUUUUGGUAACGUGGAAGCAAAGACACCGCUGUUUGGAGCCACUGAAAACAAAGUUCCAACAUUUGGAAGCAGUGAUAAAGCUGCACCAGUUUUCAGUGCACCAGCACCAACAUUUGGUGCACCUUCUGCCAAUGUAACGCCAUUCGGAUCGACGGUAACUCCUGUCUUUGGAAGUCCAGCAGCAACACCAAGCUUCGGUACGGGAACACCGUCGAACAUCUUCUCGACUUCGAAACCAAGUGAAAAUAAUGCAAGUGCACCGGCACCUUCAAAUUCAAGCUUAUUCACCUUUGGUUCGACCGCUAGCCCGGCACCUUCUCCCGGAGGUUUCAAUUUCUCAGCGAGUAAUCCUGCUGCACCUGCACAGAAGUCACUGUUCACCUUCGGUAGCACAUCGACCACUGACCAACCAGCCAAGGCCUUUGGCAGCAACACAUUCAGUUCACCAGCUCUAAUAAAUUCAGCACCCUCGAGUUUUGCAUUCAACGCUCCAAAACCAGAAACUCCUGCCUUUGGACAACCAGUAAAUCCUACGCCAAAUUUAUUCGGUGGCCCACAGUCAACACCUGGUCUAGGACAGAAUCAAUCAGCUCCAUCAUUCAUAUCUCCAAACCCCACACCUAAUACAGGGUUCAAUUUCGGAGCAGCAGCACCUACUCCGUCAACAGGUGGAUUUAAUUUCGGAUCUGCGGCAUCAGCUGCUCCACCAUCCGGCGGUUUCAACUUCAACGCUCCUGGCGCAGCGCCAGUCGUUUCUUUCGACCCAAAUACUCCUCCUUCAUUUAAAUUUACCGGAGGUAGCGCACCACCAACCUUCAAUGCACAACCCACCCGAAGAAUCAAAAAAGCAGUACGAAGAAUGCCCCGGUAGACGUCGUCGCGAGUUUCCUGUUAACUGAGGAGUGAGUGCGUGAUCUGUGUGUGGUUCUGCGCACGCGCGCACGUACGUACGUGUAACAACGUAAUACACAAGCGAACAUGCGUGCAUGCACGUGGGUGUUGCGCAACACCUUUACGUUAGCCCAUGCCGCGCGACUAAAAAAAUAAAUGGCGUUGUAUAAUAAACACCGCUAAAAUUUUCAACGGUUUACAAGAAAUCGAAUCGAUGGCCGAUCGCGUCGAGGAUAGGUGGUUGCAUACCCAAGCAUCUGUGUGUAAUAUAAUGAGUAAUGUGCCGACGACGGAAUGUGCUUGUGUAUGACCACUUGUGUUCUACAGCCGAGAACUGUAAAUUAUAAAUUAUUUAAAUUAUAUGCGAAUAUAACGGGCGACGUUUACGAUAUUGGCCGUCAGAUGGCCAGUCAUUCAUUUUAUUCGACGGGACGUAACGUCGUGACGAUAUUAAAAAAAAGAGAUACGCGUUCAACAUACUACCGUACAAUUACUCAUUGAACGUUAAUCUGUAGGAACGAUGCAUUCGCACGUAUGACUUAGCAAAAUCAUUUUCUUCUUUUUUCUCUUCCUUUUUGCUGAAAACUAUUAAGACGAGAAUGGCCUCUCGUGAAUGAUACUAAUGAUGCAAGAUUAACGAAGAAUUACGAAAUUUUGGGAUAACGCGGACGCGAGACAUGGCCGAGCGCUGAAAAAUUGCGUGCAAUUGGGAUAACUAGCGGGAGUGUGGCAACCCUGCGAAGGUAAGUAUAAGUCAUUCGCAUAGCUCGCAACUUAUUGGAUUUUUCGCAAAUCACGAUUAUUCACUGAUAAUCGUCGUGUCCCAACUAUUCGUUUAUAGACUUUUGGCUAACUCGUGUCUAACGAUAAGUUUGUUCGACACCGUUCGGACAGAUCGGAUCGAUCGGGAAUUAGGCUGCCACCAAUUAAAUAUUAGACUAUACGUUAUUGGGAUGAGAAUUACGAUAUAUCUCUUGGAGAAAACCGCGAAAACGAUCGUUUAUUAUUUUUUUUCUUUUUAUGUUCCUCUGUGGAAUUGCUAUCCUAGACAGGAGCUAGUGAUGGGAGCGUUAUCUUUACCGGGGAUCCAUUCGGGAUGAGAUUGUUACAGAAAAUUUGUCAAUGACAGGUCGACGUGUAACAUUCGUUGUACUUUGUUCGGUUGAUUUGGGUUCUCUUUUUUUAAUUUCCUACAAACGGCUUUACGAAGAAUGAAAUAAUUUUUUUUUACAAUAAUUUGUACCGGAAAUUUCCAACGAGUUUUAUGUAAUCUCCUAGUAGUUGCGAGUGUCGUGAAGCGACUCUAUCAGUGGAAUCCCACUAUAUAUAUAUAUAGACAUAUUAAUUCAAAAAAAUCUAAUAUUAUAUUUUAGCUAGGAUCUCGUGGGCAGCCCUACAGACUCUGUAGAACUGGCCCCGGGAAAGUGUAACAUACACUAAAAUGGCAUUCGGAUAGUACAAAGUCACGAUUACCGUACGUUUCCAAUUGAGUAGUCGAAAUUGUAUAUUUUUUUUAUAUAUCGAAUGAAGUAAUCCUAUAAGCGAAUACUGAAUGCCAUUUUGUUAGGAUUAAGGUAUAAUAAUGUUGCGUGUUUUAUCAUAGGAUGAGUGAAAAUACAGGAGAUGUGAGAAGCAUGUUGAAUGGAAAUAAAUUAUUAUGGGGCUUCUAAAGAGUAUUUUUUAAUACUUUGUUACUUAAAUAAUUCAUAUCUGUCCAAUUUUUCGGGAUUCCGCUUUUGAUUUUGUUUUUGACGCUGUAGACUCUUUUCCUCCAUUUUUUUUCCGUCUUAUCACAAUUGAGAUUUUAGUUGAAACGACUCGAAAAUAACGAGUUCAAUAUGUUGUUACUUUAAACGGUGAUUCAGCAAGUAUCAUUUUUUCAAAAUGUAGACACGAGUUCCAAAUCAAUAACUUUCUCGUGGGCUUGAAAUAUUUUCUCAAAAGAAAUACUCUUUUUUUUCAAUCAAGUAAAUCUCAACAGACAAUUAUGUGGAUUUUUAAAUCCGUUCGAAACUUAACGCAAUUUCUCGUCUACGAACAAACUAUUCGAUAUACAUGUAAAGUCUGUCAUCGACGUUUGAAAAAGUUAAAAAUCUUGAAAAAUAAUUUCGACUCUUGAAAAUUCAGCCGACGAGGAAGAGAAAUACGCUGCAAGUCGCGGUGAUUGAAAUGGCAGCGAAUCUUUUUAGGAGUCCCCUUUCUUUUUUUCUGAAGAACAAAGAAAGAUAUAUAUAUAUAUAUAUAUAUA
This is a messenger RNA of Cephus cinctus (wheat stem sawfly), 8108 nucleotides long. RefSeq names its product nuclear pore complex protein Nup153. Gene Ontology annotation, molecular function: structural constituent of nuclear pore. Gene Ontology annotation, biological process: protein import into nucleus; RNA export from nucleus. Lineage: Eukaryota; Metazoa; Arthropoda; Insecta; Hymenoptera; Cephidae. The transcript has 8 exons. Gene Ontology annotation, cellular component: nuclear pore. The record is from RefSeq and is a predicted model, not a curated record. Bases 975 to 5840 code for a protein of 1621 amino acids.